Molecule: messenger RNA, 2824 nt
Organism: Epinephelus lanceolatus (giant grouper)
Lineage: Eukaryota; Metazoa; Chordata; Actinopteri; Perciformes; Serranidae
Gene: prkar2b
Product: protein kinase cAMP-dependent type II regulatory subunit beta
Biological process (GO): negative regulation of cAMP-dependent protein kinase activity
Cellular component (GO): cAMP-dependent protein kinase complex; cytosol
Molecular function (GO): cAMP binding; cAMP-dependent protein kinase inhibitor activity; protein kinase A catalytic subunit binding
Source: RefSeq, a predicted model, not a curated record
CAUACGCAAUCCCUGGAUGGGUGGUUGCCAUGGAUUCCUGGGUCACAUGCGUGGGUUUCCUGUAGCCAGAAGCAGCAGAAGAUGCUUGGACGCAAAAUCCAGAGCCAUUUUCAUUCAAGAAAACGAGAGGAUCCGCUGUGGAUGGCUCGCUGACUGACUGGGUGGCUCUGACUACACCCGUCUGCUUAUUUUGGGGCUUUUUUCCAUCUCAUCUGUGUGUUUUUGACCAUUUUGAAAAAUUUGCAGCAAACCGGUUUUGUCCACAUCCAUAGACUGAUAACAGGAAUGAGUAUAGAAAUUCCUGAAGGACUGACGGAGCUGUUACAGAGCUUUACCGUGGAAGUGUUGAGGAAUCAGCCCAGGGAUUUGCUCGAGUUUGCGUUACAGUACUUCACCCAGCUGAAGGAGCGUGAAACCAAAGAGGCCUCUUUUGGCAAUGACCAAAAUUCGGCCCCAAGACCUGGAAAAGCGGUCAAUUUCAUUGACGAAGCCAUGCAGAUCGAUUCUGAAAACGGAGAGGAGGAGGAGGAGGACGACGAUGACGAGGAAUUCAUAGCACCGGUGAUAAACAGAUUCAUCAGAAGAGCAUCAGUGUGUGCUGAAGCGUUCAAUCCUGAUGAAGAUGACGAGGAGAAAGAGCCACGGGUCACCCACCCAAAAACCGAUGAGCAGAGACAGAGACUACAGGAAGCAUGUUGGGACAUUCUUCUGUUCAAGAAUUUGGAUCCGGAGGAGAUGUCUCAGGUGCUUGAUGCCAUGUUUGAGAAGUUCUGUACUGAAGGGGAGCACAUCAUUGAUCAAGAUGACGAUGGGGACAACUUUUAUGUUAUUGAGAGUGGGACGUUUAACAUUUUCGUGAAGGUCGAAGGCACAGAGAAGCUGGUAGGCAGCUAUGACAACCGAGGCAGCUUUGGAGAACUGGCGCUGAUGUACAACACCCCCAGGGCAGCCACAAUAAUCGCCACCUCGCCUGGAGCCCUUUGGUGCCUAGAUCGUCUGACAUUCAGGAGGAUUAUAGUGAAGAACAAUGCCAAGAAAAGGAGGCUGUAUGAGGCAUUCAUUGAAACGCUACCACUGCUUACAUCAUUAGAGCUCUCCGAGAGAAUGAAGGUAGUGGACGUAAUAUCCACCAAGGUGUACAGUGAUUCACAGCAGAUUAUUGCUCAGGGUGAUUUAGCAGAUUGCUUCUACAUUGUCGAGUCUGGCCAAGUUAGAAUCACCAUGAAGAGAAGCAGGACGAAAAAAGACCAGGAGGAUGAGGAGGUGCAUAUUGCCACAUGCACUAGGGGCCAGUAUUUCGGGGAGUUGGCGCUUGUCACAAACAAGCCCAGAGCUGCAUCAGCCUACGCUGUGGGAAGCGUCAAAUGCUUGGCCAUGGAUGUCAAAGCAUUCGAGAGAUUGCUGGGCCCGUGCAUGGACAUCAUGAAGAGGAACAUUGCCAACUAUGAGGAGCAGCUGGUGACCCUGUUUGGCAGUAGCGCUGAGAUUGAGCAACAAAGUGCAUGAGACAGCUCCAAUGGACCAUGAAUCAAUCGGUGGAUGAAAAAAAACAAAAACAAACAAAGAGGCUUGUAUGGAUGUUUUUCCCCCACAAUCACUUAAAAAGCUUUUCUUACAACAAAUGUGAAUAUCCACUACAACAUUCGUGUGUCAGAUAAAUUAAACAGACUACUCCAGAAUCCCCUGCGAGACAAGGUUCAUUUAGUUUGCCACAGAGUGUUUUGAUGAAAGUCAGCCAACACAGAGUUGCUUAUUAAGCUUGUUUGAAUUAGAUUUCUCACGUCUCUCACCUUAAAAACGUAAGCGCACAUUUUACUCGUCAGUGUCAGGCACAUUAUUUGUUUGUAUAUUGAACACUUUUGUUAACGCUCACCUUUUCGCCACAGUGUUACAGUUACACCUACAAUAUAAGAUCAUUUGUAAAUUUCUAAACAUCGGAUGCCAAAGCUAAUUUCUUACUGGAUAAUUAUGAGCAAAUCUGUCACAAUCUCUUCAUUUCUCGUCAUUUUUGGCAGCAUGAGGCGCACCGGUGCAAAAGUGCCCCAACAUGGAGGAGGAAUAACAGUUUAUAAAAUAAGUAUUUCACACUUUGAUCACAACAGAAUGUAGACUUGGCAGUAUUUUAACAUUUUUACAAAGUACAUUUCUGUUCAUCACAAGAUUUAAUCCCUUGGACACGUGUUCAUAAACUGUAUAUCAUUGUUGGUAAGUGUGUUCGUGGCUGUUAGCCUUAUACUAUGCUUUUGCAAAAAAGAAAAAAAAACUUCAGAGAGAUAGCUGAUAGUUUUGUAAGAAUAUACAACACAUUGCUGUACAAUUUGAAACUGAGUAUUUACUGUUAUUAUAUAGGCCCAGCUUUAAUUGAAUAAGUUGCCCCACUAGACUGUAGUCAUUAUAGGCAGGCAGUGUGUUGAAACAGUUAAUUUUCCUUGCGUUUUAAUGUAAAAUUUAAAUCAUAUUGUUUUCGUGUCGGUGAAAUCAUGAUUAUGGCAUCCAUUAUUGCUGUCUACCUCCGCCAACAACUUAUACUGUUUGGAAACACAUACUAUGAUGUUCCCUCUGAACAGGAAUCUAAAGUGGGUCUUCUCUCUCUCUUCUUCUCUCUCUCUCUCCAUUUUUUUAAAUCAAUAAUUGAAGUCUUCUGUAUUUUCUCUGUGGUUUACUGCAGCUUAAAAUGUUUAAAGCUGGUUUAACAUUUAAACAGUCUGAAUUUAUCUCCCCCCUUUGUGCAGGUAGUGCUGGUAAUUUUUGAAGGCAAACCCCAUAAUACUGGCUGAAAGUACUGUAUGUUUCACUUUUCAUGUCAAUAAAGAACAUUUUUAUA